AUGGACUUUUGGAGCGCUUCUCCUGCAGUGCAGGAGGAAGCGAGUCGUGGGUUGGCACUGGCCCGGCGUGAUAGUGUUACUCAGCUGGUUGAACGAGAAUUGAAGAGGGAGAGGCAAAAACAGUCUAACAGGGAGUCUGCGAGGAGAUCAAGGUUACGCAAGCAGGUAGUAUAGAUUUUUCAGCUCACUAUUGUUAACGCGAUCAGUGUCACAUGGACUCUUUAUUUUUGGAUAGGUGGUGUAUUUGAGACAAAGUUCAUCUGAUUUAUUUUUUAUUUUGCUAGAGAUGUUCAUUGACAUGACAUACAAGAGGAAAGCAAAUAUUAUUAUGCUUUAAGUUAGUAUAUGGUAUGCACACUGAUAUCAACUUUUUGGUUUCUUUUUUAUUCUCUUGUAAGACUACAAUGAAGAAGAGUGGACAUAUAUGAUGUAUAUGUCAGCACAGGAAGAGGAAGACAGAGUAGUGAAGUGAGCCUUCAUAUUCUUGUGACAAUGCUUCACAAGUUAGCACCUGCAGUGAAAUCAAUGAAUCUUUUUCCUUGUGACAGCUUAUUUAUUUUGUUCUCCCAUUUUCCUUGUGUAGAAUUUUAGAGAGUGGUAAAGGAACUGACCAAUACAGUAAGAGUUCCAGCAAUACUGUCUCAAUAGAUGAACUAGACAAACUAUUCUACAAUAGUUGUUGAUGAUGUUGUUUGAAAAAUGAGCUCAACAGCUAUAUAUAUGUACAAUUGCUGCUCUAAAUUAUUUUGCUAUAACUGAAAAGUGAAACCUAAUUUAAGGAUAUUUGCUUUGCCUGAUAGAGAAGUAUUUGAUAGGAUGUCUGCUUUUCCUGUUACAUGAGUCUUGGAAUAAUUUUUCUUCCUAUGUAGUAGUUUUGCAUACAUCAAGCAGAAUAUACAAGUGCCCGUGCAUUGUCCGAUUGCAGUAUUGAGUUACAUGUUAGAUAUGGUCCUCAUAUUCCUAAAAUCGUAACAUCUGCAUUUCCAUUUUAGAUCCUUUGCUGGAAAUGAUUAUAAUCAUUGGCUUACUGAAUAUGAGAAGGAUGUAGAGAAAAAACACAUGCUUGCUGUGCAUAUGUUCACCAUAUCGCCAGGUACAACUAUAUUGAAUAAGAGCAAAGGUAUAUGAUUCUCUGUACUUUUAUAACUUGAAGUGAUGUUUGCCACUUUGCAUUGAAAAUAAAUUAUAAUACAAUCUGAAUAUUACUUGCAAUCAAUAUGCUCGAUAAGUACUUUGUUGCCUUUUCUACCAAACCUAUUUUAUUUUCCUAUUCAAGCAGACUUUUUUUUUGCAGUUCUAUGGUUCACUCUAAUUUCGACGCAAGCUUGACCGGACCUUCAUGGUGCAUGCCAACAGGUCGUCAUGAGCUUGCUUGUUAUAUGUCAGUAGUUCUUAGAUCUUGUGAUUGCUGCGGCUCCAAGUUUGAGUCUCUAAUUCUUCAAUCUUCUUGAUCAUUUGGCAGCAACGAAAACUACCUUGGAUCCUACUACUGCAGCUCAAUUUGAGGAUGACAAAGCAAUCAUGUGAGGCCCUAAUUCUUCUUCAUAUUAAAAAGUUUCUGAUGCCUAUGUUUGUGCUUACCUGAUUUGUUUAAGCCAUUUGAUUGCUAUGUGAAAUAACUCUCUGUCUUACCUCAUCUGGUAUCCUUGCAGUAAAUUCUUUUAAGCUAAAGGGCUCCUGCAAUGCAUUUGGUACUAUGCUUGGUCUCAUGGAAGUAAAAUGUGAAAUUAGUUUUCAUUUUCUCAUACAAUUCAGAGAGGAUCUAACUGGCUGGGAGAAGGCAGCCGUGUGGAUGUUGAUUAUGUUUUAAGCGUUGCCCCGGUGAGUCCUUUUCUUAAUACCUUUUGUUCCUGGUGUUUUGGUCAAGUUACAUGUUCAUGUUGUGCCAUUUUCAUCUUGCUUUUCAGGUGCUCUGUAGUUUGUAUCUUUUUCUCACAACAAAAUAAGUUUUUUAGUGAAACGUUACCAUGUUUCUCCUUAUUUAAUUUUAGUUGUGCUAUCACACUGAAUAUAGUUCUUUCACA
Messenger RNA from Panicum virgatum (switchgrass), 2024 nucleotides. RefSeq names its product DNA-binding protein EMBP-1-like. Gene Ontology annotation, biological process: regulation of DNA-templated transcription. The coding region runs from base 1 to 174 and encodes 57 amino acids. Gene Ontology annotation, molecular function: DNA-binding transcription factor activity; sequence-specific DNA binding. Lineage: Eukaryota; Viridiplantae; Streptophyta; Magnoliopsida; Poales; Poaceae. The record is from RefSeq and is a predicted model, not a curated record. Gene Ontology annotation, cellular component: nucleus. The transcript is spliced from 2 exons.